Molecule: messenger RNA, 1746 nt
Organism: Paraglomus brasilianum
Lineage: Eukaryota; Fungi; Glomeromycota; Glomeromycetes; Paraglomerales; Paraglomeraceae
Source: the annotation of a GenBank genome assembly
AUGGCACCCAACACAGGAGACUCUAAUGUGAAUGAUGAACAACCAGCACAGCUUGUAGAUGGCACUUCAGGGCAGAAACAGGACCGAGAAGAAGGCAUUUGGUCUUCCAUACUGGACAGUGUAUCGUCCUCUAAGGUUAUUCCAACAAAAAACGCAAUAAUACUAGGUGAUAAGGAGUCGGGAAAAUCCACUCUCAUCAGUUAUUUAAAGGGUGAAGACGAUUCGGACCGCAACAGCAGUCUUAACAAAGCAGAGGAUGAAUUAUCAAAAGGAGACAAUCAGAGUAAUGACUUGGCACUUAGUUAUACAUUUGUUGAUAUUGACGAUGAUGAAGCUGAAGAUGACACAAUCGCUCGUCUUGGAUUUUACCAGCUGGCGGGCUCAGAUAAAGCCUAUCAUUCUUUGCUUCGUUUCGCUCUCAAUCUAACAACGCUACCAGAAUCGCUUAUUGUGAUAGUCUUGGAUUGGUCUCGUCCGUGGACUUUCGUCGAGACGUUGCAGCGUUGGAUCAAAGUGGUUGAACAGGCAAUCGAUUCUGUGAAGAAAGAGGGUGAAUCUGGUUCAAAGAAUGGUUGGACAAAGGGCAAAGUUCUAGUUGAAGAAAUGACGGAAUUAUUGGAAAAGUUUAUUCAGUCAUAUAGCGACUCUGAGACAUCUGCACCUAAUUCCAAUGUUCUUGAACCUGAAUCGGACGUGGCACUUCCUAUGGGUCCAGGAACUCUAACAACUAAUUUGGGCAUUCCGUUAGUUGUCGUUUGCGCAAAGUCUGAUAAUAUUUCAAAUCUCGAGCAAGAUUCUAAAUUCAAAUUCAAAGAAGAACAGUUUGAAUACAUACAGCAAAGUUUACGAACAGUCUGCCUUAAGUAUGGCGCCGCUUUGUUCUACACAUCUAUUCAACAUCCAGAAACAAUCAAGAAUCUUCGUAAAUACAUUCUCUACAGACUUCUUGGUGCAAAAUCAUCUUCAAGCACCAACAAAUCUGCAUUUGCUUUUAAUUUAAAGACUGACGUUGUUAACAAAGAGCAAGUAAUGAUUCCAACUGGAUGGGAUUCUUGGGCAAAGAUCAAUAUUUCCCGAGAAUUCGAUUGUAAAGGUUUGUCGGAGGGAUGGGAUGACGACAUUGAUCGGGACGAUAGUAAUCAGUCAGAUGAUAGUAGUGUGAGCGCUAAAAAGAUAUACGAUGAAGUCAUCUAUAAGGAAGAUGACGACAAGCCGUUGUCAGAACAAGAUAUGAUUGUUGCUGAAGACGAACAAGACUUCUUUAAGGAAUAUUAUGAUACAUUCUCGAAAGCAAAUGGCGAAAAAGUGCAAAUGGCACCAUCGGUGGUUGGGCCAAUGGGUGCAGCAGCUUAUACAGCUGCAUACACUAACAUUGGUGGAAUUGACGAAGAGAGAUGGGCUAAACUCGGGAUUGGCAACAAAGGGGAUCAAAGCAAAAGUACAGCCCAAGUGCCGGCUUCUAACGGUGUUCCUACAAAUGGCACUGUAAAUGGCGUAGGGGCAUCGGCACAAGGACCUUCCCAGAAUGAAGUUCUUCAUAAUUUCUUCCAAGGGCUUCUUGAAAAGAAGGCACUCAAUUCAGGCACAAGUAGAUCCUCACAAUCAUCUGCGAAUGGUUCCGCAACCAACUUAUCUUCAGAAAACCCUAAAUUGUCGACUGCCGCUACGAAUGGAACAACACGGAAGAUGGUAAAGGAAGAACUUGAGAAAUUGAGAAUUGGUACUGUCGGUACUGUCGGCAAAUGA